This is a messenger RNA of Drechmeria coniospora, 2253 nucleotides long. Its product is annotated as Peptidase M49, dipeptidyl-peptidase III. Gene Ontology annotation, cellular component: cytoplasm. The record is from RefSeq and is a predicted model, not a curated record. Lineage: Eukaryota; Fungi; Ascomycota; Sordariomycetes; Hypocreales; Ophiocordycipitaceae. Gene Ontology annotation, biological process: proteolysis. The transcript is spliced from 3 exons. The coding region runs from base 1 to 2253 and encodes 750 amino acids. Gene Ontology annotation, molecular function: dipeptidyl-peptidase activity; metalloexopeptidase activity.
AUGCCCGUCUCCUUACGAGCACUCUCCUCUGCGGCUUCCCUUCUACCGAACCUGUCCUCCCUCGUCGCAGCUUCCAGGAUCAUCCCGCUGCCUCUUGCACGCCGCACCCAACAGAGAUUUUUGGCCAGCAUGAACGCCAACGACCUCAAACAUUAUCUCGCCGACUCGCCGCCCUCGGUCGUCCGGCUCGAGAUUGAGAAGCACUUUGAACCCCUCAGUGAUAAGCAGAAGCGCUAUGCUCACUUCAUCAGCAAGUCUUGCUUUGCGGGAACGAGGAUUGUUCUGCGCCAGCUCUCUCCCGAGUCUGAAUCCAUCUAUGACUUGAUCUUGGCCCUUCACAAGAGCUGCAAUGGCGACUGGGACGCGCUGGCGAAGAAGGCUGCCGUCGACGGCCCUGAGCUCACCUUCUUCCUCGAGUACGCCGCCAUGUUCUUGGGCAACUUGGGCAACUACAAGAGCUUUGGAGACUCCAAGUUCCUCCCCCGCUGCGGUGAGAAGACCGUGGCGGCCCUCGCCGCCACCUGUCCCGAGGCGGCCAAGUUCUACGAAGCCACCAGGGGUGCCAUCUUCAGCUCCGAGAGCUCUGCUCUCAUGCAUCUGGGCUUCCCCGACGCCGGCCACAUGACCACCUACUACCCCGGCUCUCGCGCCAUCACAAAGGCCGACAUCGAGGCCGUCUCCGGCUGGAUGGAGAAGAAGGGACUGCUUCCCGAGAACACGAGACUGCGCAAGAGCGGCGACACCACCUUCGAGAUCCUCAUCGCUUCCGCCGUCACCGCCAUUCCCACAAACGGCAGUGACAUUGGAAAGGACAACUCGUACACGGUCGAGGAAGGGCCCCUGAAGGGCAGCACCAUCAAGCUCAUCUUUGGCGACUACGCCGACGAGAUGAAGAGCAUUGCCGAAUACACUCGACGGGCCGCCGAGCAUGCCGACAACGAGACCCAGAAGCAGAUGUACCUCAACUACACCAACUCGUUCGAGAACGGGUCCCUCGAGGCCUUCAAGGACUCGCAGCGCAACUGGAUCAAGGACAAGGGCCCCAUGGUCGAGUCCAACAUUGGCUUCAUCGAGACCUACAGGGAUCCCGCCGGCGUCCGAGGUGAAUGGGAGGGCUUCGCCUCCAUGGUGAACCUUGAGCGAACCCGUGCCUUUGGCGAGCUCGUCGCCGCCGCCCCGUCGCUCAUUCCGUUGCUUCCGUGGGGCACCGAGUUUGAAAAGGACAAGUUCUUGUCCCCGGAUUUCACCUCUCUCGAGGUCAUGACUUUCAACGGAUCUGGGAUCCCGGCCGGCAUCAACAUCCCCAACUAUGAUGACAUUCGACAGACCGAAGGCUUCAAGAACGUUUCCCUCGGCAACGUCCUCAGUGCCAAAGCACCAAACGAGAAGAUUCCCUUCAUUCGUGACGAGGACCUGGACGUGUACAAGAAGCAGCGCGAUGCUUCCUUCGAGGUGCAGGUUGGCCUUCACGAAUUGACUGGUCAUGGCUGUGGAAAGCUACUUCAAGAGACCUCUCCCGGAGUCUACAACUUUGACAAGGAGAACCCGCCUGUCAGCCCCGUGACCCAGCAGCCCAUAUCGACAUGGUACAAACCCGGACAGACCUGGGGCUCCGUCUUUGGAAGCAUCGCCGCCUCGUACGAAGAGUGUCGUGCCGAGCUCGUCGCCAUGCAUCUCAGCUGCGAGUUCCCCGUUCUCAAGAUCUUCGGCUUUGGCGAUGGCAAGCUCGACAUGGACGGCGAGGCUGGUGAUGUCCUCUACGCCUCCUAUCUCUCCAUGGCCCGUGCCGGCCUCGCCUCUCUCGAGAUGUGGGAUCCUGCCAGCCAGAAGUGGGGUCAGGCUCACAGCCAGGCUCGUUUCUCCAUCCUCAAGUGCUUCCUCGAGGCUGGAGACGAUUUCUGCAAGCUCGACUAUGCCAAGGACGACCUGUCAGACCUUACCAUCAAGCUUAACCGCUCCAAGAUUCUCACCUCGGGCCGCGACGCUGUCGCCAAGUACCUCCAGAAGCUGCACGUCUACAAGUCCACCGCCGACGUCGAAGCCGGCACCAAAUUCUACACCGAAAUGACCACGGUUGGCCUUGACUUCUGGGGUACCAAGGUUCGCAAGGUCGUCCUCGACAACAAGCAGCCCCGCAAGGUCUUUGUGCAGGCAAACACCGCCUUGGACGAGACGACGGGCAAAGUGACCAUGAAGCAUUACGAUGCCUCGCUCGUCGGCAUGAUCCAGAGCUGGGCCGAUAGGAAUCUGUAA